Molecule: messenger RNA, 1273 nt
Organism: Chenopodium quinoa (quinoa)
Lineage: Eukaryota; Viridiplantae; Streptophyta; Magnoliopsida; Caryophyllales; Amaranthaceae
Product: membrane-anchored ubiquitin-fold protein 3-like
Exons: 5
Coding region: 438-851 (137 amino acids)
Molecular function (GO): protein binding
Source: RefSeq, a predicted model, not a curated record
CACACACGUAUACCAACCAAGGCAAAGUGGUAGCACCAUUCUCUUACAAUUGACAACAACAGUGUAAUUGAUAACAUCACCAAUUUUACCAUGGGUAUUACACACCCUUUUCCCUCAAAAUAAACAAAAAUUAACUUCCAAUUCCAAACUUUCCUCUUUCGAUCAUUCUUUCUCAUCUCCUCUUUUUCUUCCUAGAUCUUCCUCUUUUCUGGCAACCAAUUCCUAUUUCACUUUAAAUAAACUACGAUACUUGGUCAUACCAUCAUCAUCUCCAACAACAAACAAUUUCAAUUCGACUUUCUUCUUCUUCCAAGUUUACUUUACCUAGAUCCACCUACUUUAAUUAAUCCUUGAAAUUCAGGAAUUUUUCUGGGUUCAAAAUUUUAUUUUCUGGGGUUGUUGAAUUUUGGUGAAUCGUUCGAGUCAACUCAAUACAAAUGCCGGAAGAAGAUCUUGUGGAUAUAAAGUUCCGGUUAUACGAUGGAUCAGAUAUUGGUCCGUUUCGUUACUCUUCUGCCUCGACUAUUGAGAUGUUGAAAGAACGAAUUGUGUCCGAGUGGCCUAAAGGAAAAACUGUUGUUCCAAAAGUGGCAAAUGAGAUUAAAUUAAUAAACUUUGGUAAGAUUCUGGAGAAUAAUAAGACUGUUGGCCAGUGUCGGGCACCUUUUGGUGAGCUUACUGGUGGAGUCAUGGUUAUGCAUGUUGUUGUACAGCCAUCUCAAACAAAGACUAAAGCAGGAUUUGCUACAUGCCAUCAGAAAACCCAGAAAGUCUGGACUCUGGACUGCUGGAUUGCAUUGAAUACUCAGUUAACUUUACUCAUCUGCAAAGUCGCCUUAGAAGAAGAUUGAAGAGUCAAAGAAAUUUGUUUGCUCAUGCUGCAUUAUGUAGGAAUGAAAGAAGUCCCGUAAGUAGGUGGAUAUUGUGCAUCAAGAGUGGGAGGCAGGAGGUUGCCGGAGCUUGUAUUAAAAGCUGUUCUUUCUCAGCAAGUUUUAUCAUUCUAUCCUCGUUGACAAGCUGCUGGCCUCCUGAUUUUCUUGAAAGCUUUGCCUUUUUUUUUUUUUUUUUUUUUUUUAAUUUUUUUUUUUUUAAAUUUUUGGUGUACCAGUGACACGAAGCUGUAUAGAGCUAUUUGCUGUAAUGGAAAACCACAAUCAACUGUGAAGAAUAUAUAGCCGUUUUGUGCGUGUGACUGAUGCUAAGAUAUAACAACAGUGUGUUCUUUCUUUUUGGAACAAAAUCAUAAUUCAUAGGUUCAUUUAUUCUGUCUGCA